AUGAACUUCUACCAUGUCUUCAAGGGUAAAUACGUGGUUUGCUUUGACCCUCUUGAUGGUUCAUCCAAUAUUGACUGUCUUGCUUCAAUUGGGACCAUCUUUGCCAUCUACAGGAAGUGCACAGACAGUGACCCGUCUGAGAAGGAUGCCCUGCAACCUGGCAGAAACAUAGUGGCUGCUGGAUAUGCACUAUAUGGCAGUGCCACCAUGAUUGUCCUCUCCACUGGUCAGGGAGUCAACUGCUUCAUGUUAGAUCCAGCUAUUGGGGAGUUCAUUCUGGUUGACAGAGAUGUGAAGAUUAAGAAGAAAGGCAAGAUCUACAGUCUGAAUGAAGGUUAUGCCCUUUAUUUUGAUCCUGCUGUCACAGAGUACCUGCAGAAGAAAAAGUUUCCGGAGGAUGGCAGUGCACCCUAUGGAGCCCGUUAUGUAGGCUCAAUGGUGGCAGAUGUGCAUCGGACACUUGUUUACGGAGGAAUCUUCCUUUACCCUGCAAAUGUGAAGAGCCCCAAAGGAAAGCUCAGACUGCUCUAUGAGUGCAACCCCAUGGCCUUCAUCAUGGAGCAGGCCGGAGGGAUGGCCACCACAGGGACCACCAACAUCCUGGACAUCCAGCCCGAGAGCCUCCAUCAGCGGGUACCUGUGGUGAUGGGUUCCCCUGAUGAUGUCCGAGAGUACAUCUCCAUCUUUCAGAAACAUCAUAAAUGAAGAGCAAUAGUCAGAAUGUACAACUAAGACUCAAAGAAUCAUGAAGAUAUAUAAACACUCCAAAAUAAGAUACCAAAGUAUUCAUACUUUCAAAAUACCUCGAUAUCAAAUCACUACCCCUAAAACCAAAUGUUUUUAUACACUGUAUGCCUCCAUGAAGAAAUAUAAGAAGAAUUUUUGAGGACAGUGAUUUUUUUAUUUUUAUCUAAACUUGACAUCAGUAAAGUAGAACAUUUAGUUGAGGCUGUUUUUAGAGAAACACACUGUUUUCCACAUUAGAUUGUUUCCCUGAGUGUUAUCGGCUGCUGAAAUUGUUGUUGGCCAAAAAGACAGAAGCAAGUUCAUGGCAGCAAUGAGGAUGAUUUGAAUUAAAGUUGAUCUUGUUUCUGUCUGUACAGACAGACCAAAUAAUCACUUGUGCCUUAUUGCACCCUAUUGAGGGAAGCUGUGAAUAAAGUUCUUGACAAAACCAGA
This is a messenger RNA of Sinocyclocheilus grahami, 1179 nucleotides long. RefSeq names its product fructose-1,6-bisphosphatase isozyme 2-like. NCBI's taxonomy places the organism in Eukaryota, Metazoa, Chordata, Actinopteri, Cypriniformes, Cyprinidae. Gene Ontology annotation, molecular function: fructose 1,6-bisphosphate 1-phosphatase activity. The transcript has 6 exons. Gene Ontology annotation, biological process: fructose metabolic process; fructose 6-phosphate metabolic process; fructose 1,6-bisphosphate metabolic process. The record is from RefSeq and is a predicted model, not a curated record. Bases 1 to 705 code for a protein of 234 amino acids. Gene Ontology annotation, cellular component: cytosol; cytoplasm.